ACAGUGAUCGGACGGAGUGGUUUGCAUUGGUGCGAAUAAAAAAGUGAAGAAUUAAGUGAGGGACUUUUACUGUGUGUCCUUACGUGGGAAGGAAUCGAUAUUUGUGAAUCUAAGGAGAUUCUCCGAUCCAUUGACGGCUUUCUGGGACCGUGUGUGAUCUGCUUUUGGCACAAUGAAGACUGCCUCCGGAGGCACAUACAUAUUCAUUCUCUGCUCUCUGCUGUUGUUCUGCUCGCCGACUAGUGGAGAAGAAGUCACCAAUGCGGAUCUCAGGGAGGGCAUCAAGACGCUCACGUUCUCAGUGGGGCAGAUCGACGUGAAGCUGGAGCGCCAUGAGCAGCGCGAGAGGGGCCUGGGCGAGCUGGUGAAGCGCGCCAUCGUGCAGCUGCAGAAGGGGCAGCGCCAGUUCGAGCCGAUGAAGGGGACAUUCAGUCGCCUGGACGAGCGCGUGAGUCAGAUCGAGUCGAUGCUCAUCAGUCGCGAACAGGCGGUGACGGAUCAGCAGAACAAGCUGGCCGAGGCGCUGGACGCCGUGCUCAAGUGGAUGACGGACAAUGCCAAUGGACACAGUCGGUAUAUCGUUGGGAAGGGUGACAUGUCUGACGAAGAUGAGGAUUUGGGCCACAAGAUCGACGAUCUCUCAGACAAUAUCAAGAGUCUCAGGCGGGAGAUUGCAGAGCUGAGAAGUGAGCGCCAGACAGCCGAUGUCAAUACCAAAGCAUUCCUGGAGCAGACUGAGAAGAUGCUGGGCUCCAAGCUCAAUCUGGCCGACGAGGUGAUGGAGAAGUUGGAGGAGAAGCUGGUCAACUUCUACGUGACUUCUGCCUCCACUCAGAAUCCACUCUCUGGCAACAACCACGCCGACUGGGAGAAGUUGGUCACCGAAGCCCUGGCGGAUAUUCGCACUAAAGUCUACGACAUGAAUCCCGGAGUUGGAGCGUCCUUGUCGAAGGAACUCGUGCAGGAUCUCAACAAGGAGACCUUGGAGGCCAUCCAAGACAUGAAACUUGAGGUGCUCGAGGCUUCGGACAAGAGCUUCACGAAGACAGCGGCUCGCAUUAAGGAGACCCACGAUGACAUUCAAUCUUCCGUGGCGGAUGUGCUGAAGCAACUCUCGGAAACCACGACAUCAGCUGAGUCCUUCUUCGAGGAGUUCGUGAAGCGCCAGGAGACACUGCAGGCGGACGUGACGGCGCUCUCGAAGAUCGACAAGAUGCUCCUGCAGACGGCGGACAGCGUCCUGGACACAAAGAGAAAGGUGGAGUUGGGAGUGCAUCAAAUUUCUCAGCAAGUGGGUGAGAUUGUGUCCAAUUCCGUUGGGGAUCUCAAUGACACAAUCACCAAGAGAUUUGACGCUCUGGAUGAGACAAUUCUGGACAAUCAUUUGGGAUCUCUGGCGAAUCUCAGCUCGAAGAUUGAAACAGAAAUCUCACAGGUCUGGCGCCAAGUCGGCAUUAUGUACCAGGAAAUCUCCUCCAGCAAGGCUGCCCUGGAUCGUCUGCAGCAGCAAACGGAGGCCUAUGUGAACGGAACGGUGUCCACGAUGGACAGCAUGGAGGGCAAAGUGACUCUCAUUACAAGUCGCAUGACAGAAGUGGAUGCGAACUUGAAUUAUCUGCUCGGAAGACUGUCUCUGGUCACGCAGGAGUUCAAUCAGAUCAAGCUGGGUCUCGGCGAUGCGCUGGACAACAUCCGAAGCAGCUUCAUGACAGUCCAGGAUAAGAUAAAAGAUGUCGGCCCAGGACCGCAUCAAAUCCCACCGGAGGAGUUGGAAGAGGGACAGUUGAAUCACAUGUCAUACUGAGAGAGAGAUGUUUUCCUGAUCUCUCAGCUCAAUUUCAACGUCUUUGUGCUGCUUUUCGUGUUCUAUGUAAUCCAGCAUUGCUACAUGUUGUCACUUUGUGUACCCAAAAUGUAUUUUCUUAUGCAGAACCAUUAAAUUUCCCAUCAUUCAGUGAGAAUGCGACUUUUCUCAUCUUUUGCACACCUUCGAUGUUUCAUGAAACAUGCUUCACUGCAACGACGUGAAACACCAGAGAAACCCGGACAGAGAGGAGUUAAGAGAAGUCUCUUAAAGUAACAACACGCUCUUCAUGUAAGCUUUUGUAUUUGCAUUUAUUUCUGUAAUCAGAAUUUUAUACAUAAUAAUAGUAAAUAUAGUAUAUAUAUUUUAUUCAUUAUAACAUACUCUUAUGAAUUUUUACCGAGUUUCUUCUACAAAAGAAACGCAAAAAUGAUGAAAAAGGGGGGGAAAGAAAGAAAAAUAGAGACAACAAACGGUGCCGUCCUAAAAAUUAUUAUUCUCCUUUACUUCAUAGGUAAAAUGUAAGUAUUAAUAUUGUUUUUUUUCCUCCUCUUCUCCUCAUUUACUCUGUACUCCUAUGCUAUUAAUUCAUUAUUAAAUAUAUAUAUUCAUAGUUACUUUAGUACUUACAUAUUUUCUUCUCUCUUCACUUUACAUUUAUAAGUUUUUUUUUCUUUUGUCUAAGGUACGUUUUGCAUUUUUUCUCAUCAUUUUUUUUUUUUAAUUUUAUCCUCCUAACUCUUUUUCCUGGCUGAAAAAGUAUUCUUCAGUGUCUGUACGUCUAUUAUCCGGUUUUCCUCUAUUUCUUCACUUAUUUUCCACCUUAUGCAAAGUAUUAGAAAUAUUCUCUUUUCACUUUUAAAUUGGAAAAGAACUUCAGUUUCAGAGAUUUUUAUCAUUUGUCGUCUUACCUUUUAUGGUACAUACAAUCUUCACGUUUUUUUUGGAUAUUUUACCUUUAAUACUAAUUUCUACAAUCUAUUUCUUUAUUUUCUUCACUUUCUUUAAAAAUUGUGUAAAAUUUUUGUCAAAUAAAAAAAGAUUUCUUCACCAAAACAAAAGUGGAAACAAUAAGAAUUCUCUGUAUAUGCGAUUAUCUGGGUUAUUUUCUCAUUUUCUGAGUGCACUUGUCAUCUUUCCUUUGUAGUUUUGAGAAAAGAAAAUUGCACUUAUAUUUCCUCCUUUGUUGCCAUCUAAGUUUCUUCUUCACGCGUCGAUAAUGAUUUUUCUUUUUCUUUUUUUUUAAUUCAAUGCUCUUGUGAAUGAUCUUUUGUGCUUUUCUUGUUCUCUAUGCAAAAUGAAAAUUUGUUAAUUCAUACGAAAAUGGCACUUUUUGUCAAAAAAAUGUACAAAAACGAAAUUAUUAAUUCUUAAUUUAUAUACAACAAUGACAAUUUCUUCCCCAUUUCUUUACUCUCUCGUGUUCUUCCUCUCCUUCACCGUCACUAUCUUGCCUACGUAGGUUCUUCUUUAAAAAGAGAUGAGAUCACCAAAUAUAAUAAUUAAUUUUUUUUUUCUUUAU
Molecule: messenger RNA, 3326 nt
Organism: Phlebotomus argentipes
Lineage: Eukaryota; Metazoa; Arthropoda; Insecta; Diptera; Psychodidae
Product: myosin-9
Exons: 7
Coding region: 173-1804 (543 amino acids)
Cellular component (GO): plasma membrane
Source: RefSeq, a predicted model, not a curated record